AUGUUUAAUGGGAAUAAUUGUACAAGUUUAUCAGCAGUGAGUUCGUUUCAAUAUUUACAAAAAUUUUGGCAAAAUUUUCUACGACCAAAUAAUAUUCAUUACGAAAUAUAUUAUACACCUAUCGAUACAAAUUAUCAGAAAUAUCCGGAAACUGAGAAUAACGAAUAUUUGGAAAAAGUCUAUUAUGGUAAUAAUUACAUGCAACAACCAAUCAUCGAUAAUCAUGAUCAAUUUUUUAAUUAUAAUAAUCGGAAUAUAUUGGAACAAGGUUCAAUAAUUCGUCAAAUUCCAUCAUCACAUCAAAAUCCAACAAAUGAUUUGGAUACAAUAGUUCCAAAAAAUACAAGUAAAAUUUAUAUUGAAGAUCUAAUACUUCCAAAUAAUUCAGGAGGGCUUAAAGAUGUUAAUUACUUCAAUCAGUUUAGACAGGAGCGAAAUAAUUUUAGAAAACUUUAUGGUGCCAUGAGUUUUGGAUAUGAGCGAAAUCAUAAAGUCCUUGAACCAUCACAAUGGCAUUUAAUGUAUCCAGGAUGUGGUGCAAAACGACAAUCUCCCAUAAAUAUUAUUGAUAACAGGAUAAGACAGUUUCCUUACCAUUCAGAAAAACCAUUUAAUUUUGAGAAUUAUUUCUUAAUGCCGAAUUCGGUGACAUUGAAAAAUACGGGACAUUCAGUUGAACUGAAAUUUAAUUAUUCAGAUCCAAGUACUCGACCAUUUAUCGAACAUGGUGGUCUAAAAUAUCGAUAUGUACUGGAUCAAUUACACUUCCAUUGGGGUAAUACAAAUCUUCGAGGUAGUGAGCAUGCGAUAAAUUCUAGAUAUUAUGCAGCUGAAAUACAUGCAGUACAUGUUCGAUCCGAUUACGAAAAGUUAAAAGACGUCAUAGAAGAUCCACAAGGUGUACUUGUGAUUGCGUAUAUGUUGAAGUUGGACGAUCUAAUUUUUGAUAGAACAUUAGAAUUAAUUACAAAUUCCUUGACCAAAAUUGUUCCACCGAAAUCUAGUACAGAAAUUGAACCGUUCCCUCCAUCUUUUCUGGUUACAACGAAUUUUAAUAAUCAUAAUAUUGUUUCUUAUGCUGGCUCGUUAACAACGCCACCAUGUGCGGAAGCUGUAACUUGGUUAAUUGCACCUGAAACGUUAAUAAUCUCAAGUACACAGUUAAACAAAUUUCGUCAGCUAGAAACAGGCCAUGGAAUAAUGUCGCAAAAUAAUCGUCCAAUACAACCAAUGAAUAGAAGAAAAAUUUUUGUAAUAUCUUCAUUUGAUACGCAGAAUUACAGUUAAAGCGCGAUCAUUUUGAAGACCUUUUAGCGUUUCUAUAAAAUUUACCUAAAUAUCGAAAUAAGG
This is a messenger RNA of Chrysoperla carnea, 1350 nucleotides long. RefSeq names its product carbonic anhydrase 2-like. Lineage: Eukaryota; Metazoa; Arthropoda; Insecta; Neuroptera; Chrysopidae. Gene Ontology annotation, cellular component: cytoplasm. Gene Ontology annotation, molecular function: zinc ion binding; carbonate dehydratase activity. Bases 1 to 1287 code for a protein of 428 amino acids. The transcript is spliced from 6 exons. The record is from RefSeq and is a predicted model, not a curated record.